CUCCCUCUUUCUCUCUCAUUAUGAUAUCACCAUCGCCAUCAUUAUGUUUCACAUUCAUAAUCAUAUAAGUGUCACAUUGGAUGAUUGGUUAACAUCAACACCAGGAACAAUCAAAACAAUAACUUUAAGAUUAAAUGUUUUACUUUUUCCACUGAUAACAAACCUUCAAUCAGUUUUAAUUGUUUCAUCUAUUUGAUUAACAUGUAUUAUCUUGCUUCUUGAUUACCAUUUAUCAUCAUCAUCAUCAUCAACAGCAAAACCAGUAACUCGUCAGUAACAUCAUGGUAAUCAUCAUGUUAAUCAUUUAAAACUGUGAAAAAAAAAGUUAAACGUUCAACCUUUUGUUUCUUGUAUAUCUGAUAGAUUUGAUACUUUAAAUCAUUUCAACAUAUAAUUAACUCAAAGUAAAUACUUGAUUAUCAUUAAUUAUUAUCAACUAAAUCAACUAGAUUAUGCUGCCAUCUUUAAUUUACUAGAAUCAUUUUCUAUCAACAACAAAAACGAUUCUCUCGUUAAUAAUAAUACUUAACAAUUAACAAGCUCAACAGUAAAACAUUAAAACUGUUAAUUGUAUCUCAAUGUGAUUCGGAUCAUUUUUGUUUGUUAAAUUGCUUCGCAAUUGUGAUGUACCAUUAAAUAUACAUUAACCUUAAUUGUUACUCCUUCUCAAUCUAGUCUUAAUUUACUCUGUGAUUAAAUCAUCCAAUUAUCAGAAAUCAAGAAUUAAUUGUUCUCCUCUUAAUCUCUCAUUCUCUUCUCUGUUUAACCAACUUUUCGGUGUGAAAAUCGAUGUAAUUUAUUAACUGGAUUAAAAAUCAACAAGUUGAUUCACAAUCAUCAUCAAUAUUAUCAUACAGUUGAUUUUGGCUUUGGUUUUCAAGUGAAUACUACAAAGUGAUUGUUUCAAGUGCACUUUUUGUUUUGUUUCCCGGAAGUAUUAAUUUUCCUUAAAUGUGAAUAAUUGUUCAUCGAAUUGUUUAUCAUCACCAGGAAGCCAAAAAUUUGAAUAUUGAUCAUCAUUAUCAUGGGUUGUACACCAAGUAGCCGAAGGUCUCGAACAGAAACUGAACUUAAAUACAGUUGUCCCAAUGAAACAUCAAAUGAGGAAAUUAUUGGUAACAAUCAAACUGAUUCAUCUAAUUGUUCACAGAAAAAUUCUGAAGGGAAACCAUUUCUUCCUAUGACUUAUUAUGAUAACAAUAAGGACUUAAAUUGUAAGGACUUAUCGCCAAAAAGCAAAGAUAAUAAUACGCUCAAAUUAGGAUCAAUGUGCCUUUCGAUGCCUCAAUUAAAGGUUAUGAAUGUUUUGAUGGCAACACAAGAAAACAGUCCAAUCCUUUUGGCUCAAACAUUGGAAAAAGUUGUUGAAAUAUUGAAAAACACUGAUGUUCAUUCACCAACAUUAACAGGGUUUCCACCAUCAAAAGCUGAUGAUCAGUUAACUAAUGAUCUAUUAACUGGUUUAAUUCACAGUAACAAGGCAACUGGAAUGAGGCGAAUGUCAUAUGAACAAGUUGUUCGUAAAAAUAGUUCUGGUCUAUUACAAAGUCCAACCUCGAAUCCAAACUUUUCAAAUCUUCCUGAAAACUUAAAGAAAACGUUUGACCUUCAAUGGACAUGGGAUUUCAAUAUAAUCGAAUUAGAAAGACUUACUGAGAAAAGGCCACUUUUUUUUCUUGGAUUAUCAAUAUUAUCUUCAUUCAAUGUCUGUUCAAAUUUAAAUUGUGAUGAAUUAACUUUACGCAAUUGGCUUGUGGUGGUUGAAUCACAUUAUCGGGAUAAUCCAUAUCAUAAUUCAACUCAUGCAGCUGAUGUUAUGCAAGCGACAUCAUAUUUCCUGAGGAAACCUCGAUUGAAAUCAAUAUUUGACCCACUAGACGAAGUGAUCAGCCUGAUUUCAGCGAUAAUUCAUGAUAUCGAUCAUCCAGGAAAAUCUUCCGCUUUUCUUUGCAAUUCACAUAAUGAACUCGCCAUACUUUAUAAUGAUAUAUCCGUUCUCGAAAGUCAUCAUGCAGCUCAAGCAUUUAAAUUAACACUUUCAGAUGAUCAGAUUAAUAUAUUUAAAAAUCUUGAUCGUGAUACGUACAAAGAGGUUCGUCAAUCAAUAAUCGAUAUGGUUCUAGCUACAGAGAUGACCAAACAUUUUGAACAUUUAUCCAAAUUCAUAAGUGUCCUAAUCGAUCCGUUUAAAAUGGUUAAAUCAACAAACCAAACAAAUUCUAAUGAUAUUGAUCAACCACAAAGUUCAGAUAGUUCAAUGGUUAAUCAAGAUUCCCUUGAUAUAUCAGGAUCUCCAGAAAAUAUCGUCAUAAUUAAGCGUAUGUUGAUUAAAUGUGCUGAUGUUUGCAAUCCAACUCGACCAUUGGUCAUUUGUAAUACAUGGGCCCAAAGGAUAGCAGAAGAGUAUUGUAAUCAGACUGAUGAGGAAAAAGCAUUAGGACUUCCGGUUGUUAUGCCAGCUUAUGAUAGAGCGACUUGUAGUAUACCCAAGUCCCAGAUCGGUUUCAUAGAUUUCUUUGUCCAUGAUAUGUUUGAAGCUUGGGAUGCAUUUGGUGAUUUUCCAGAAUUAAUGGAUAACUUGAGUAAAAAUUAUAACCAUUAUAAAGAUGAAGAGCAUAAGGAAGCCGAGAGAAAAGAAUUGACCAAAAAAAAUUCUAACAAAGAGAUUAUAUCAAAAACGAAGCAAGCUAAUUGCAACGAAAUUAUUUCAACAGAAUCAAAUGUAACAUUGGAAGCAAAAGAAUAGAUUUUAUCGAAAUAUAUCAAAAUAUAUUUUAUAAAAUUCUGUUUCUGAUAAAAUUACUGAUUCUGGUGCUUUAUGAUACAACCCAAACGAUAAAUUAAACUGAAUGAUUAGAGAAACAAAGAAUCGUCAACUUGGACUAAUAAAUUCUAUCAGUUGGAAUGGUUAUAAAAGAAAAAGAUGAAGACGGUGAAAGAAAUUCUCUGAGAACCAUGGAAAAGGAAUUGGAUUAAUGGAUUUAAAAGUCGAACAGAGAAAAAAGGAACUGAUAUUUUAUUCUAGUCUAUCGUUGUUGCCGAUGGUUAAUAUCACAGAGAGAGAGAGAGAGGAGAGAGAAAAUAUCGACACAAGAAUUAGCGAAAGAACAACAACUGAACGUCAAAGAAAAAGAAUUGAACACAAAACGACCGAUUCGUUGUUCGAGUUUAACUUGGUUCUUCUAAUCGUUUUUUUUUCUUCUAUUCUCUUUCGUAUCAACCAAAUUGCUAUUUGAUUCUGCGAUUUUAUCGGAGAGAAAGAGAGUGACCAGAGUUUCCAAUUCUAAAUGAAACAAGAUAACCUUUGUGUACCUCUGGAAGCGAUAACUUUUUGUUCAUUUUGAAUUUGAAUUCAAAUUCAUGAGACAAGAUUAAUCAUGUUCAUCUUCAUCCCAAUCGCAUCUCUUAAUAAUCAUCAUCAAUUUCAUUAUAUUUUUGUUAAAUGAAUCAAAACAACAAUUGAAUUCAAUGUUUGAUAAUAUUUGAAAGGAAAACAAUACAAACCAACAAACUCUCAUCAUGAAAAGCCACAACAUUUGUAACUAUUAAUUGUUAAUUCAUUGUUGAUUGUACCAUUAUCAUCAUCAUGAACUAAUCACAAUCGCUCUUAGACAUAUUUUAAUCAUCUCACUGAUUUUAUCUUGUUAAUUAUAUCACCAGAAGAAGAUGACAAACAAAAACGUUAAUUGUAAAAUGAGAAGAAUCAAAAACAAGUGACAAUUUAAAUGGUCUAAUCUGUUUCUCUUGUUUCUUGUUUCUUUUCUUUUCUUUUCUUCAUCAAUUCAUCAAAUUAAUUAAUUAAUUAUCUAAUUAAUCAUCGUUAGAAUUGUUCAUCGUUGUUAUGGCCACGAAAAAAAAAGAAAGAAAAAGAAACCAAAUUAACAAAGAAAGAGAGAGAAAAAUAAAAAAGUUUUUCUUUCGACUUCAA
This is a messenger RNA of Panonychus citri (citrus red mite), 3928 nucleotides long. It is a transcript of the gene Pde8, whose product is annotated as high affinity cAMP-specific and IBMX-insensitive 3',5'-cyclic phosphodiesterase 8A-like. Lineage: Eukaryota; Metazoa; Arthropoda; Arachnida; Trombidiformes; Tetranychidae. The record is from RefSeq and is a predicted model, not a curated record. Gene Ontology annotation, molecular function: 3',5'-cyclic-nucleotide phosphodiesterase activity. The transcript is spliced from 9 exons. The coding region runs from base 1025 to 2746 and encodes 573 amino acids. Gene Ontology annotation, biological process: positive regulation of ERK1 and ERK2 cascade; signal transduction.